CAUUCUUUUGAGUUUAUUCAUUUUUUUUGUACAGAUAAACUGGAAUGGAGAUGAUACACUGAUCUUCAUACCAAAGCGGGAGCAAAGUAGAGAAGAGCUGAUUCGUAUGCGCAAGUUCAGUAGGGAAGUAGUGGACCUCCUUUCCAGUCAGCCUCGCUACCGCAUUCUCUUCUCAAAGUUCAUCCCAACUUAUCACCAUCACUUUGGACGUCAGUGUCGAGUUGGUGACUAUGGCUUUAAUAAACUUCUAGAAUUGUUUGAGGCAAUGGAGGAUGUUAUUCAGGUUGAAGAACAAGGAGAUGAGCGUGUGGUCAUUUUGACUACUGAGGAACAGCUGGCACUCAUAGCUCGUCAUACUUCAGAAAUGUUACAGAGGAAUCGCCUACAUCUCAUUAACUUAGAUACAUUUAAUGAGAUGUAUACAAGAUGUUACAUGUAUCCAAUCUACAUGAAGGACUAUCAUACCAAGAAUAUGCAAGAGUUGAUGGCUAGAUUUCCACAUGUAGUUGAGAUUGUAAGUGAUGGUUCUAAACACCAUCUGCAUCUGGUAGAGAAUAUGCACUUAAGCCAGUUGACACAGCAGAUAUUAGUGGUACUACUGGAAUCUGAUGAUGGACGUCUAGCUAUCAAGGAUGUUAGCGUAGCUUACCAUAGUGUUUGGGGCCAAGAAUUGAUUCCCAUUGAGUAUGGACAUAGCAGACUGGUCACACUCAUGAAAAUGCUUCACUAUGUUCUCAUGGUUCAGAAUGAAUGGUUGGAUGAAUGCUACAUAGAACUAACUCCUGCCCAUCAGUUUGCACGUCAAGCCCGCAAUGUCCUGAUUGCAGACAAUCGUUUGAGCAUGACAUUUCAGGAGUUGGUUGCUAAAUAUCACAAAUUGCAUGGAGUACAACUACAGCCGGCCAACUUUGGACACAGUGCACUAACUUCUCUGAUUGACACAGUACCACGGGUUCUGUCGGUGGUCAACAAAGGAGCCAAGAGAGCUGUCACUCUUAAUCCAAGCUGCUUAGUUCCUGGUGUGCAGACAGAUACAGGCAAGACACACUCAUUGAGACGACUGAGUGAUCAGAGAAUAUCCUUCAUGAAAGUGGAGGCCACAGGACCAUCCUAUGAAUAUAGUGAUAGAAAAUCAUCCACCUACGCAGAUGCUGCAGUUACUCUACCAGCUGUGAAGACACGACCAGCAUCAGGAACAUCUCUUAAUUUCAACAGGGAAGAGAAUCUAACACCACCAGAGAAACCAGAGAAUGAUGUUGUGGGUAGGAAACUGAACACUCCUGAUAUUUCGAAGGCCCCAAGACAAAUGGUAAAUAGGAACAGAGGGCGCUGUCAGCUUGCUGCCAAUUUUUCAGUGAAAGAAUGUAACUAGUUUCAUUGUUUGAACACAAUCUUGAUAUAUUGAGGGUAACAAUAAAUCUUCACAUAUAUUGGUACUUUUACCUUUUUUGAUUUGGCAGGCAUAUGGCAGACUGUUUGCCUCGACAUGAAAAUGUUCGAAUUUUGCAAAUGCCAGUUGUGGUUUAUUCUACUAGCACUCAGUUUCUAUUUUAAGAUGGUGCACAGUGUCUGGAGUAAUGUUUCCCUCGGACUGCGAUGAUUUGAACGUCAAGUGGGGGGGGGGUGUUGUUCAAGUUACAUUUCUUCUUUCUUCCUAUGUCAUGCAGUGGCGCACCCAGGAUUUGGUUUUGGGGGGGGCUCAAAAAAUUUUUUUUUACAAAUUUGUUUAAAUUUGAAUUUUUUUCAAAAACUUUCGCCCAAAAUAUUUGGCCGCAUAAAAAAAAAUGU
Patiria miniata (bat star) is the source of this 1788-nucleotide messenger RNA. RefSeq names its product meiosis regulator and mRNA stability factor 1-like. NCBI's taxonomy places the organism in Eukaryota, Metazoa, Echinodermata, Asteroidea, Valvatida, Asterinidae. The record is from RefSeq and is a predicted model, not a curated record. The transcript is spliced from 8 exons. The coding region runs from base 107 to 1372 and encodes 421 amino acids.